GAGUCGAAAGUCGAAAGCUCUUUCAACAGCUUCAAAUCAGUAGCAAUUCACGGCGAACCGCAUUUUUGAACGCACUUGACAUCUGAUGCUAUUCUGCUAUUCUAGGCCAUUUUACUUCGUCCUGCGCGAACUCGCGAAGUGUCUUCGCAGACAUAAAAAAUGGCAGGUAAACUAUUCGCGAGUCGCUUACGACCCGUUAUCCAAAUACAAAGAUGCGGAUUGCUGACAGUGGAUAGGAUCGGUAAUAGAGAGGUGGUUGGCUAUGGAUACAAUGGUGAACCCAGUUAUUUAGAUCGAGUAGAUUUCCCCUGUCCUGCAAUACGUUGGAAGGAAAAUACCCCUGAUGUCAUGGCGCUGAGAGAGAAAGAAAAGGGAGACUGGAAGAAGCUAUCUAUUGAAGAAAAGAAAAUUCUAUAUCGUGCCAGUUUUCGCCAAACGUUCAGCGAAAUGGAAGCACCGACAGGAGAGUGGAAAGGCAUUGUUGGAAUGAGUUGUUUACUUAUGAGCACUGGCAUAUGGCUAUAUCUAUAUUUCAAAGUAUUUGCUUAUCCAGAAUUGCCAGAAACAUUCUCGUUAGAACGCCGACUGGCACAAUUAGAUCGUAUGAAGAAGCUUGACAUGAAUCCGAUCGACGGACCCUUGGCUCGAAAGUAAAUUAAAUUAUCUAUUCUUGAAUAAUAUAGUCUCACUAUGUACAGUAAUUUCCCUGAACACUUGUAUAUAUGUACAAGUGGUUAAAAUUUAAUAAAUGCCAUGUGGUUACAUUAGAGCGCCAUUGAUAUUAAAAUACAUUCAAAAUAUCAGCAUAUUAAGUUAUAUGUGAAAUGUGUAAAUAUAAAUUAGUAUAUUAAAAAUGUA
This is a messenger RNA of Formica exsecta, 858 nucleotides long. Its product is annotated as cytochrome c oxidase subunit 4 isoform 1, mitochondrial-like. The record is from RefSeq and is a predicted model, not a curated record. NCBI's taxonomy places the organism in Eukaryota, Metazoa, Arthropoda, Insecta, Hymenoptera, Formicidae. The coding region runs from base 160 to 654 and encodes 164 amino acids. Gene Ontology annotation, biological process: mitochondrial electron transport, cytochrome c to oxygen. The transcript is spliced from 4 exons.